AUGUCGAUGCCCAGCUGUUGGCAAAUGACCCGCAUCUCCAGCAUCCGUCAACAUCGCGUCUUACACAGAACUGCCCCUAGUGUUUGCCACAAUACCAGCUCAAAAUACACUGCGAGAGAGGACGACGACAUGCGUGGAGGAGAAUACCUGAAGCUGGCGUGUAUUCCCAGUGGACGAGAGUGAAUCCUUUUUAAAUUGGAUUUUUGUGUGUCCUUAAGGUCGUGCUGCAGCACAGCAACAGAAGCUUUGCGUUAACCGGCGCGCGCGUCUUGGCAGCGGAAGAGGACAGUGGCAAAUUUCCAUUGACAGUAUCACUAAAGAACCACUGCUUGGGAUGGACUUCACCAGCACUGCCAUGCAGAUAUUAGCCAUGUGAAAGAUCUGGCCAAUCAAAAUGGGGAUGGCUGAGAGGUUGUGUGUGGCGGUGAGCAGCUGAGGUUGGCUGUGAUCUGGGUCUUCUCUUCUGGCUGAGAGCAUGUACAGGAGGAAUGGACUCCCUGCCAGCGUCAGCAUCACCUCUCGCAACACACAGGACAGCAGUAGUUCAGAGUCCCUGGAUGGACGGAGCUUGGACUCUGCAAAGAGCUUUGACGCGGUGGUGUUUGACAUGCUCAAAGUGACACCUGAGGAGUUUGCUAGUCAGAUCACUUUGAUGGAUGCUCCUGUGUUCAAAGCGAUCCAGCCUGAGGAGUUGGCGAGCUGUGGAUGGAACAAGAAGGAGAAGCACAGCCUGUCACCCAAUGUUGUGGCCUUUACAAGGAGGUUCAACCAGGUCAGUUUCUGGGCAGUGAGGGAGAUAUUGACAGCUCAGACCCUGAAAAUACGAGCUGAGAUAUUGGGCCACUUCAUAAAAAUUGCCAAGAAACUACUGGAGCUGAAUAACCUGCACUCCUUGGUGUCAGUGGUCUCAGCCCUUCAGAGUGCUCCCAUCUUCAGACUCAGCAAAACCUGGGCGUUGAUCAGUCGGAAGGACAAGGCCACCUUUGAGAAGCUUGACUUCCUGACGUCAAAGGAAGAGAAUUACAACCGCAUGAGAGAGUACACCCGCUCGCUCAAAAUGGCCCCCUGCAUCCCCUACCUUGGAAUUUACCUGUUUGACAUGACCUACAUUGACUCCGCCUACCCUGCUUCUGACAGCAUCAUCGAGACAGAGCAAAGAACCAAUCAGAUGAACAAUCUACUCCGCAUCAUUUCCGAUCUACAGGUGUCCUGUAAAUAUGAUCAUUUAAUCACGCUGCCCCACGUGCAGAAGUAUCUGAUGUCUGUGCGCUACAUCGAGGAGCUCCAGAAGUUUGUGGAGGAUGACAAUUACUCGCUGUCAUUGAAGAUUGAACCUGGGAACAGCUCACCACGUCUGGUAUCUUCCAAAGAAGAUCUCGGAGGUCCCUCAGAAGUGUCCAUGUCAGUGAGAUAUAACAGGAGGCCGACCUGUCCAGAUACAUCAGUGGUUGCCCACCUCCCAACACCACCUCCUGCUCGACACAGGAAGAGCCACAGCCUAGGAAAUAAUAUGAUGUGUCAGUUUGGUGUUGUGGAGAGUAAAAGUGCAACAUUUCCUGAAAAGGAAAAGGCUCGACACCUACUGGAUGACAGCUUCUUAGAGUCUCACAGUCCUGUCAGAAACCAUACACAUGAUUCAGUAUUCACCAACGGCAUAUCACUGGGCAGUAGAGAGAGCUCUUUUAGUGAUGAAUUAUCAAGUACUGUUGAGAGAGGCCGAAUGUAUGCAACACUUGGCCCAAAUUGGCGUGUCCCAAUAUGUAACUCUCCUAGAAGUAGAAGCUACAUUUAUAGCACCCCUGGGGCUGUAUCCAGCUAUGAAUGCAGUACUCUCAGCAGUAUAACCAUUGAAGGGCCACUGCGGAGAAAGACACUAAUGAAGGAGGGUAAAAAACCCACUCUGUCAUCCUGGAAGCGCUAUUGGAUUGUCCUGUCUGGCUCCAUUCUCAUCUAUUUUGGUUCCAAAGCUCUAAGAGCAAAUGAACGAAGACAUUAUAAAUCUAGGCCGUGUAAAAAGAUAACGCUCACAGGCUGGAUGGUGGUGCUGCCAGACAACCCUGAACAUCCAAACAUUUUCCAGCUCACUGAUCCUGAUAGAGGUAAUGUUUACAAGUUCCAGACUGGGUCACGUUUCUCUGCGAUUAUCUGGCACAGACACCUAGCCGAGGCUUGCAGGAGUACAAGGCCGCAGAUGCCAGCAAACCUCAUGUCCUUUGAAUAAAUGUUUUUGGGGAAGUGGGACAUAAAUAAAAGGAACAAACCUACUGCAGAAAGACAUUGCAGAAGAGCUUCUGAGAAGAAAAGGACAUGUUAAAACUGAAGGACCUGACGUAGUUGGAAAUGAGGCAGCUGUAUCUGUUGAAAAAGUCUGAUUCAUUCAGAUCUUGUAGACACGGCUGUACUGAGAAAAGUGUUUUCUGUCUUGACUUCGGAGGUAACACUUUACAAUAAGGUUUAAUUUGUUGACAUUAGUUAAUGCAGUAUGUAACAGGAACUAGCAAAACAAUAAUUGUAUAGCAUUCAUUAGGUUAAUGUUUAUAUUUAAAUAGGCUGAAAUUCUCUACUAAAUUUUGUUAAUUCAUAAUCCAUUAAUCAAUGGUAAAUAAUGCCUAAAUUUUAACUUAAAGGGACAGUUCAUGCCGAGGAUUUAGGGCAGCUUCCUCUGCUUUAGAAGAUUAUCAAAGAUUAUUACUGUGGCUAAUGCUGUGUUUCUUGGUGGAACAUAAAAAGCAAGUCAGAAGCUACUGGCACUUUGAGAGCCAAAAAAAAAAAAAAA
Molecule: messenger RNA, 2776 nt
Organism: Danio rerio (zebrafish)
Lineage: Eukaryota; Metazoa; Chordata; Actinopteri; Cypriniformes; Danionidae
Gene: ralgps1
Product: Ral GEF with PH domain and SH3 binding motif 1
Biological process (GO): small GTPase-mediated signal transduction
Cellular component (GO): plasma membrane; cytoplasm
Molecular function (GO): guanyl-nucleotide exchange factor activity
Source: RefSeq, marked provisional